Molecule: messenger RNA, 2322 nt
Organism: Lodderomyces oxycetoniae
Lineage: Eukaryota; Fungi; Ascomycota; Pichiomycetes; Serinales; Debaryomycetaceae
Exons: 1
Coding region: 1-2322 (773 amino acids)
Source: RefSeq, a predicted model, not a curated record
AUGUCUUCAUCUGAUACUGAAACGGUACCGGCUACAAGAUCCACUAGUGGUAACAAUUUCAUUGAGUUUCCAUUUCAUGACGAUUUAUUUCCCCAAUUGCAGCAUAACCACAACCACCAUAAUCAUAACCAACAGUUUCCCCUCAAUGAACCAACAUCUCAAUUACCUUUUUUGCUACCUUUCCACAGUCAAUAUCCACUUAAUGAUGAUCAGGAUAUUACAUAUUUGCAGGAACAAGAAUGUGCUAAUAGCCAGCAGCAGCAGCAGCAGCAGCAGCAGCAGCAGCAGACACAACACGUGAUGUAUAACCGGGCAUUGUUGGCUGAUAUAUUGAGUGGAGACAUUCAUGAUGGAAUCGGCAUGCAACAGCAGGAUAGGGAGAGGUUUGCUCCUGUUAGCCAAAGUGAUGCAAACUAUUACUAUAAUGAAGACUUUUCGGAAACGUUACUGCGCCAAUCUCAAAGACCUCCUCAAGAAAGCACAAACACAUAUAAUGGUAUUAAUCUUGUUCCUAACCAAUCAUUUCUAACCAUUACUUCAAAUGUUAUACCUGAUGAUCUAGUUCAAUUAUUUCAGGAGUAUGGUAAUAUUAGCGAGCACAGCAUUGCUGCACAGGAUCAUGCAGUUUCACAGGAUCUUGAUAAUUACGACGAAGAACCAAGCAUGCAGAGGUUCGAGCCAGAGUUGAAUGCAACAACUGCAAGUAGCAUUUCACCGGAAUCCUAUGGAUAUAUGAAGUUCAUACUUGACUCUUCAAACGCUCCUAUUGACGGUGGAUUUAUUAGUGAAAAUAGUAGUAAUGAGAAUUUCAAAUUGAAUAGCCCUUCUCAACCUGUUGAAUUGACUCAUGAUCAAGUUAUUGAAUUGUUUGAAGAGACAUGCAAGGAGAUUGAUGAAUGGAAAACUAAAACUCAAAGGAGUUCAGCAGCAGCAGGAGCAGCAGCAACAACAAAAGUAACAGCAGCAAAAGUGAAAAAUGAUGAUAUCAUUGAAGAUGUGAAAUUGAGCAAAUUGAAACUCAAAACCGACGUAGACCCUUUGGUUUCAAGUAAUUCACCAUUGGUUCAUCCUGACCUAGAUGCGGCUCAUUUAAUGAAUAUAGUUGAUGAAUGGAAAAAGAUGGAAAUGAACCGCAAAGAAGAAGAUGCCGGUGUGGGGGGUGUAAGUAUGGGUGGUGCCGGUGCUGGUGCUGAAAAAUUAAAGGAUCCCAUUACAAAUAUGCCAUCUGCGUCAACCUUUAUUAGUUCAACGACAACAAAAAGAUCAUCAUCAGUAAGCUCUUUAAAAUCAGAUACUCAGCUGCAUCUAUCAUUCAACCAGAAUCCGUUAAGUUUCAUAUCAACAUUGAGUUCACCCUUGGAUAAAUCAAACACCUCAUCAGGUAUUUCAACCCCUAGAAGGAAGAGAAAGACUGAUGCAACCAAUAACAACAACAGCAGCAGCAACAACAACACAAAACAAGUCAAAAAGAAAACUAAGGGAGAAACUUUGUUCAAUAACAAUUUCAAUAAAAGUUUUUUUGAAGCUACUAAUGUUGAUUUGUCCCUGCUUGAAAUCAUCUCAGUUGCUGAUGAGGAAUACUCUGCAAAACUACCAACAACUUCACCAAAUAUUCCCGAUGCGAAGCAUUGUUUACAAUUGAUUGAAAAAUUGAUCCACCCGCUUUUUAACUCCCAAACUUGUCGAGUUCGAAGAACAAUGUACCUUCGAGACUACUUGGUUGAUAUAUUCCGUACUCACUUUAGCAAAACCUAUAACCUCUCUCCCAAUGCCAACUUUAAGAAAACAUCAUACGAGUCUCAAUAUAUCUUGACGAAAUUGGACAAGUUUGGAAAACCCGAUAACGCAACUCGUGCUGGUCUUUGCCCUUACUGCGAAUCAAUUGAGUUUUUUGGACUCAAAAACUCGUCCUAUGGAAAUCACUUGGCUUACAAACACGGUAUUUUAACCAAUGGUAAGGCUGUUCCUGAUCCCAAAUACCACGGUUUGUACAAAUUCAAAAAGGGCGAAUACGAUGAACCAGAAAAAAAAAGACGAAAGACCAAUGCUCAUAUUUUGGAAAGGGAAGGAGUUUUAUGCACAACGUGUUGGCAAAUCCUAGAAGUCAAUUGUACUUCAAGAUCAUCUGUUUUGGGGCAUUAUCUUCGUCAUUUUAGAGACUCUCAUGUUGGAUACAAAAAAGAAAACAAACACUUGGCUGAAGAAAGUAAUGGUGAGUGUACGAAUCAUGAUGAUACCAACAAUACAAACACGAAUUCACCAUUUUCGCUGACUAAAGAUUGCGACAAUAUUGUCCUGGCUUUCAUUAACAAGUGGAAAUAA